Diaporthe batatas is the source of this 4490-nucleotide messenger RNA. RefSeq lists its product as uncharacterized. The transcript has 3 exons. The record is from RefSeq and is a predicted model, not a curated record. Bases 764 to 3787 code for a protein of 1007 amino acids. NCBI's taxonomy places the organism in Eukaryota, Fungi, Ascomycota, Sordariomycetes, Diaporthales, Diaporthaceae.
CCAAGGCGAAACUUCCAUACCACGUCGAAGGCGCCGCGAAACACCACGUUGGGCUACCUCCUUCCUAUUAUUACCACCGCAGCUUUGAUGCACUGGCCAUUUACGGCACAAUCCCGACUGUCACCACCGACUUGACGGCAAACAACCUCGUAGCGGCUGAUCCCAUCCAGCACCGUCCUAAUCAGCCCUGGCCACGAGCAGGUUAUCGGGUUUGCCCUACCCACGUAUCCAUUCCUUUUCGCACCCUUUUCGUACCCCAGCAAGCCCAGACACUCGUUUCGCAACUGACCUCGUCCCCACUGCCGACCAUCUCGGCCACGCGCACACCCCCUUCUGACCUCCGUGCUGCCGUGCUCGCCCGCCCUGUCAUCCUGGCCGCCCUGCCCGUCCCAGUCGUCCCUGUGCCCAGACUUGGCGCGCGCCACCUGCGAGCAGAAGCUGCCACACCCGCAUCUCCGUCCCUCAGCCGUGGCACCAGGCCUCAAACACCAAAUAUACCCCCAUCUUACAGCCUUGGUGGCCACCUCAUCCUUCGCCGCUCUCUAGCCCCCGACCAAGCUUUGCGCCGUGCGAGUGACACACACAACCGCUCAGCUUCAUCGCCUUCCUCGACCUGCCUGGUCGGGCUGACCUACUGCCCACGGCCCUGUCACUCGGGGUGAUUUGAAGUGGGCUUGAGACUAUUUGGUCGUCUCCAACCCCCUUACCGCACUCACUCUUCUUCCCGAGACAUACCCUCAUAUCUCGCCACGCGGUCUCAGCCAUGGCGAAUACGGAGCAGAGCAAGGGCCCCAAGGUCCCUUCGAGGGCGGCAAGUCUCCAGCGCAUGCUGGAAAUAGAGAGGAAGCAGAAGAUGGCGAGAAUGCAACAAAACCCCUACGCGGCUGGCCCGGGCCGCCGCAGCGACUCUCCAUCUGCCCGUCCAAAGUCGAAUCUGCUCACCCGCCGCCGAGAAUCUUCCCAGCCGCCUCAGGAUGACCGCAGGAAAUCCACCAUGCAAAACUACAACCUGCCGCCCCUCACGGUUCAUCCACUUCCUACGGCGGAGGACAGGUUUGCGAAGCAGCCAGGAACGAGGCCCGGGGUACCCAGGCAAAUGAGGAAGGGCUCGGCAGAUCGCGACAGUCUGCCGUCAGUGGUUAGGGCGACCGGGGGCCAAGGCUCUCCGCAAGUCAAGUCCGUGACGUUCCUUCCCUCGGACGACGGGCAGUCAGAUACCUCGUCAAUAUGCCACUCGCCGACCUGGGACGACUAUGGGAAGAAGAAGAGGAAGGACAAGGAGGCCUCGGCAGGGACAGCGGCGACUAGCCAGACGAAACUGGUGAAAAAGCGACUUGCCAAGGAACCGCCCCCGGCGGCCAUGGAUAACCGGCCGACGCUGAAUCCUCGGGCCAUGUCUGCUCCCUUACUGGAGCGUAUGAGUCUGGACGACGCGCGGUCAACGGACCAGACCCCGCCGAAGUCGCAGCCGGAAGCAAGCAGACCGCCGCUCCCGGCACUGACUGUCAACCCGGGAGCUGUAGAGACAACCCAGACUGCCGUUAGGAGUCCUGCUUUCAUCGGUGGGGUGCGCCUGGAGCGGGAACGUGAAGCGGCCAUGCAGAGACUAACCAAUUCAAGAGCUGCAUCAGCUGAGCGUCCAGCGUCGGAGGUGGUGCAUCAAAACCAGAUUUCGCGGCCCCCAUCAAGCGAGAGGUCGAAGAAGCCAGGGGCCACUUCACCGACCUCAUAUCCCCCGACUGCUUCGAAGACCCCGCUGCUAAACCAGCCGGCCCCGGCAAAGGGACACGCUAGGAAGCGAAGUGGCUCUCUCGGUAGCGUUUUCUCAAAGGUUUUCGGAUCUUCCAAGAACUCGGAGGACUCAAAGCCUUACUUGGACAGACGUGGGUCGCAGGACUCGGUCCAAACGGUCUCCUCGCUAUUCACCCGGGGGCGGAAGAGAAGUGACUCGGCCAACUCGCAGGCCAGGGCCCAGAGCUACGACGUCUAUAACCGGUCCGGCGCAUCGACCCCGAUGAGCGAGAGACGGGGCGCACUAAGCCUCCCGCCACUGGCUUGGAAGAAUGGACGCAAGGGCAGGACAACCUCGAUGAUGGCAAUCCCACCAGACUCGGCGCGAGAUGCGUCCUUCUCACCUGAAGAUACCAAUGGAUUGAAGCAGGACAAUUUUACUUUCCUGGAGCGGCCGUUCUCACCGCCCAUCGAAAGCCCGCUCUCCCCUCCGGCGAGCCUGUCUGCUUCGAUCAAGGCAAAGAGGAGCCCCCAGCUCACCCCUGCGACCACUCCAAAGCCCGUGUCACAGGCCCCGAAAAAGACAUUCAGAGAGGCCAUCAAAGCUGGCUUCAGGUCCUCGACCGGACCUGAUCUCAAGACUUCUUCGCACCGCCGUACAGGAACCGACGAUACGCUCAUCGAUGCUGAUCUUACUCCUACGAUCUCUAGCAAUCCUCACCUUCAACAACACAGCGGGACGUCCGGCACCUCGGCCAACGGUGGAAUGAUGCCGAUUUCUGGGGGUAACGGGGGCUCUACCGAGCAUCAAGCGCGCCAGCAAGCUCCACAUUCCAAAGACUCCGGGGCCUCGUCUUCAUCCUCACAUCCGGAUACAGAGUCCGUACCGCCCUCGCCAGUGACAACCCCGGAUACUUCAAGGCCCCAGUCUUUGAAGGAUGCCCAACCCGUCCGCGUUGAGGAAUUGAGGAAGACACCGCUGGUAUCCUCGCAUGGAUCUAGCGGUCUGGGCUUGCAUAAUCCAUCCGCGGUGGUGGUGAGCUCGUCCAGCAAUGUUUCUUCCCGGGCAAACUCACCACGCAUCGAUAUUGAACUCUCAACCGGCGAUUUCAGCGAUUCGUGGGACUUCACCAACGGGCCGGUCUCUCGGUUCGCCCAAGGGGGUGCUAGGCCGCAGCCAAAAGAAGACGAGUUGUGGCCACUGGGCAGAAAGCCCCUUGACAUGGACCAACUUUCCUUCACCAGUGCUCUCACGAGCCUCGACGUCAAGACCUCUUUCCAGGACCUGGGCUCCCCGCUGUCGGAUAUCGAGCCGCUCUCUCUGGACAAUGCCCCCCAGCAGGGAACCAAGGUGACCCUUCGAGGCGUCAAAGUAGAAGUCGUCAAGAGCCCUGCAUAUGCGAAGAAGGCCAUCUCCGAAGCCCCUUCGCCGACGAAGGACACCAGCUUCCUUCCAGCACUCCGCCACCAACCCCUCCAUCCGCGAGCCAACAGCGGCCGUCCCGCUCAGCCAUCAACAACGCAGAACGAAGCAGUCGAGCGGCCUUUCCAACUCCAGGAAGCUCGAGCCGACCCCCCCGAUCUCUUCCAGGCUCCAGGCGCCGCAUCAAGGCACCUCCAAGAAGCGAGGAAGGCAGCGCCGUCGUCGCCGCGGUCCCCAACGGCGACGACCAGCGGCAGCAGUGCGACUUCGUUGGCCAAUAGCAUAAUGGGCCCACCCGUGCCCCGGUCUUUCGCGCUCACCAGCCGUCCGAAACCAUCUGGGGGCCCUGCCAUUCCCUCCUCGAGGCAUAGCAACCUCGACACAACGGGACUGAAGCCCAUCGCAAAGAUGUUUGUCGAGUGCUGCAGCUGCAAAUUCUACCAGGACAUGCCGUCGCGGGUGUACGAAGCCAUGGCCCGGCCCGAGGACACGGUCAGGGAUAAGAGACUUGGCGUGUCCGGGCAGGUGACCACAUGCGUCAAGUGCCCGUGGUGUAGCCACAACAUGAGCACCCAGUGCUGCGCGGGAUACGCAGCUGUUGUUUAUCUGCGAGAGAAGCUGCAUGGGCCCUAGUUUGGGAAGAUGAUAAUGAGUGCAGAGAUUUAUGGGAAGCCGCUGGUCUGAUGGCCCAGGGGGUGGGCAAGCGAGGAGCCAGGUAUAGACCGUGUCUAGCUGCAAAAGAAAUCGCAGCAGGAGGUGCUGGCAAUUUGAAUUUGAACAGCGCGGCCUUGGUGAUCAAGCCGAUCAUCGCAGUUUGACUACGAGCACACAAGCUGGUUGUGAGCCAGCCCACACUCGCCAACGGUGGACUCUGACAGAUACAUGGAGCACCUAUCACGGAGCAUUGCGGCUUACGAAUCACGAGAAACGCAUUUUGGACGCUAAGAAAUGGACUGGUGUUUACCGAGGCUGUGCUUUACGGCCCUGAAAAGUUCAGGCAUCCGUCUUGUCGCUGACAGGACGGGUCAGUUUUGCUUCGCCCUGCUUGGAAUGAAUUUUGGACCACACAACAGCAUAUUGGCAUAUUUCGGAAGGUCUGGCUGGGUUUUGUGUUGAAUGAAAAAGGGAUGUGGGAUUUCAAAGGCCACGCUACAGCCCCGUGGUGUUUUGCAUGAAUGGGUAGCGCGCCUUGAGGUACAUCUUGCCUGGAGCAUGAGGUAAACUAGGUCAUUUUGGUCGUUGGCCACGAGAGCCACGAAAACCGCGGACGAGGCAAGAUUCGAUAGUGUUUAAUGGAGCCGGCAAACAAUAGAAAAGAAGUGCCGAAUCAUCAUCA